AUGUCUUCAUACUACGGAUACAACGCGCAUACUGCGCACGCUGCCCCCGUCUCCCACCACCACACCAACAGCCGCAAUCGCAGAACCCCUCGUCUUAACGUCUCGCAGUCGCAGCGCCAGUUCCGCGGCGUGCGCAGCAUGCGGGAGCUCAACGAGACGGCCGCCCUGUCUGCGUUCCGCACGCGGUUCGAGGCCGGCCGAUCCUUUGACCUCGAGGACGACCUCGAGUUCUGCCCCAACCUGCUGACCGAAAGCGACGUGAGUAGUCCUCCGAGUCCGGUGGAUUCUUCCCCUUCACGCAGCCUCUCUGACUCGCCGCUGCAACAGUUGGUGUCCAUCUCUGCUUCUGAGCGCUCUUCGCUGGCCAGCAACUCUCCCGAGGCCUCUCCCACCCAACAGCCUCAGACCGUCGCCCCCGCCUUUUCUCUCAACUCGUCAUCUCCUCCCUUUAUUCCUCCUCCCGGCGUCCAGCCUUUGACCAUGACCUUCCGGAUGGCUGCUCGUCCCCGCAAUGCCAUCCCCAUUGUCAACCCUGCCACUGGCACCUCCGUGCCCAGCCCGCCCCCUUCACUAUCGCCUGCCCGACUGCAGCAAUCCGUUCGCCGAUGGUAG
This is a messenger RNA of Trichoderma aggressivum f. europaeum, 612 nucleotides long. RefSeq lists its product as uncharacterized. Lineage: Eukaryota; Fungi; Ascomycota; Sordariomycetes; Hypocreales; Hypocreaceae. The record is from RefSeq and is a predicted model, not a curated record. The transcript has a single exon. The coding region runs from base 1 to 612 and encodes 203 amino acids.